Messenger RNA from Podarcis lilfordi (Lilford's wall lizard), 16534 nucleotides. The record is from the annotation of a GenBank genome assembly. Lineage: Eukaryota; Metazoa; Chordata; Lepidosauria; Squamata; Lacertidae.
CGCGAGAGCCGCUUCCUCUUAACCCUUCCCUCGCCACCAUGCGCAUUUCAGUUCCUCAGGCGAUUAAAGCACGGAAAGAGCGGGAAACUCGCGCCGAAAACCCCGCAGAGGCGAAGCAGUUCAGCCGCCGCCUCCUCCUCCCUCGCGGACACGCGCUUAAAUAAAACACCUGAGCAAGCUUUGCGCUCUGCGCCUUUAAGGCCGGGGCGGUGACGUCAGCGCCGCACGGGGCGGAAGUAGCCGGCGCGCGGGGGGGGGGGAAGGUCACGUGAUGGAAGCGGCGCCUCUCCGUCCGCCUGCCCCCCGCCUGCCUGACGCGGGAGUCCCGGCGGAGCGAGGCGGCUGACGGCGCGGGGCCCUCUUCCCCCUCCUCCCCCCCCCGCCGGGCGCGUGACGUGGAGGGGGAGGGGGCUGCAACGGCCCCGGCGCGAGGCGCCUCCUCCCCCCGCCCUCACACGCCAGAAGGUGGAGGGGCCGCCGGGAUGGCGGCGGCGGCGGCGGGGGCGCCGGGAGGGGGCGGGGCCGGGGCGCCCGAGGAGGAGGAGCACGAGGUGGUCCGCGUGCGGGUCAAGGUGAGCGGCCUGAGGGGACUCGGGGGCGGGGGGAAGGGCGGCUGAUGUCCCAGGGGCCGGCGGAGGGAACCGUGUUUCGUACUGAGGCGGGUUGUGGGACGGAGACCCGAGAGGAGCCGCCCUUUCUUUCAGGAGGGAUACGGCAGGCAGUGCCACGUAGCGGUUAGAGCAGCGUGGGAAACCGACGGCCCUCCGACGGCUGGGUUUUGGUUUACAAUUAGGUUCCUGGCUUGCCCUUUCAGCCACCUGGUCCUAGGGUGGGCUGCGGAGAUUUAAAGAUGGAAUGGCAAAAGCAGAGUGUAAGACAGAGCAUAAUGAGGUUCCUAAACGUAUGUGUGUGCCUUCAGCAUUUCACGAAAGCUCCAAAAUAAAGGUGCCAGGUGCACCUCUGCGGGGAAGGAAUUGCACCACUUCGGGGCUGCCGCAGAGAAAAAACUCCUGGGCCACCUACCUGCUGAACCUCUGAGGGCAGUGGAACAUAGCUGUCAACUUUCAGAUUUGAAAAUACAGUCGUACCUCGGAUUAAGUACAUUGUCCUUGAUUCUGUAUACAGUGGUACCUCGGGUUAAGUACUCAAUUCGUUCCGGAGGUCCGUUCUUAACCUGAAACUGUUCUUAACCUGAAGCACCACUUUAGCUAAUGGGGCUUCCUGCUGCCGCCGUGCCGCUGGAACACGAUUUCUGUUCUCAUCCUAAGCAAAGUUCUUAACCCAAGGUACUAUUUAUGAGCUAGAGGAGUCUGUAACCUGAAGCGUAUGUAACCCGAGGUACCACUGUAAGGGAUCAGCAGCCUCACCUGUCCCGGGGACAGUCUACGGGAUAUCUAACAAUCCGGGAUAGCAGUGGGAAACAGCGCUGGAAUAAGGGAAUUUCCUGCAAAAAAAGGGAAGGUUGACAACUAUGCAGUGGAACUACCCAAAGACUUCCCUCUGCCGAUCUUAAUGCCUAGGAGGAUCUCUAAGGGAAGAAAGUGGUCUUUCAGGUAUGCUGCUGAACUACGACCCCCAUCACCCAUGGCCACUGGCCAUGCUGGACCAUGGCAUUGCUAAAGGGCCACACGUUUCCCACUCCUGGGCUAGAGCUGAGCAAGGGCAAAUUCCUGCUCAGCCUUUGAACUUACUGUCUUGCACAAGUCGUUGUUUCAAUGCAGACAUCACACCAAACAGUUGUUUAUAGUAGCCAUACUUCUAAUUCUCAAAGGGUUAGAGCCGCUUUCUUUCAAUUUGAUGUACUGCUCAUUGCUGUCAAAUUGUGAUUGGCCUCCUUGGUGGAUACAAAUAACAAGUAGUGUGUUGACUCUUUUACACAGUUAUUAGUGACAGUUUAGGAACUUAGAUGUGGAGAGAGAGAUUAACUUGCUCUCAGCGGGCAAUGGGAAUUCGCACUUCUUAGCGCUUUAUUACUCUAAGAAACUUUACUAAAUUUAAUAGUAGCUGCAGACAAUCUAUGAGUGUAAAAUAAUGUUGUAAAGGAACUGCAUUUCAUUUCGUAGAAGAAGAAAGAGAAUGAGUUCACAAUUGUUGAUUCACUAUACACAACCGCUUACAGGUUUGGAGAAGAUUUCUUCUUCACAAGAAGAAUGCCUUCAGUUACACGCUUUCCAAAAUAAGGACAACUUGAUAACUCUUGGGUUUCUCCCGACUCUACAAUUCUAUGACUUUGUCCCUAAUGGUUGUACUAAUCUAUAUUCAAGUAGGCAGCCGUGUUGGUCUGCCGUAGUUGAAAUAAAUUAAAACAGUUCUUUUAGAAGAUAGUUAAGACUCUUCUUAAAAACCUAAAAACUCCCUUAAAAGAAUCAAGUCUUCAAAAAAGUUAUAUGAUCUAAGAAAGUCUUUAAAAGAAUCCUUCCAAAAGGGUUUAAAAAUUAUAAUGUAGCACCUUAGAGACCAACUGAGUAGUUUUAGGUAUGAGCUUUAGUGUGAUGCACUCUUCUUCAGAUACAGAUAAUCUAUAACACACUGAUCUAUAAAACACAUGUUUUGUACUCAGAUUGUCUAGUUUGCAGUAGCUGCACCUGCUUCUCUUGUCAGGUUUCUAGCACCUGUUACUUUGACAGUAUAUAGAUAUUUAGAUUACAUUUUGGGCAAAUAUUUCUCCCCUCAAAUUUUUCUGUUAGUAAUGUAAUUAGUGGAGUGGAACCUCGGUUCCCGAACGCCUCCGUCAUCAUAUGUUUUGGUUCUCAAACGUCAAAAACCCGGAAAUAAAUGUUUCCGUUUUUGAACGUUUUUCAGAACCCGAACGUGUGACCUGGCUUCUGAGUGCAAGAAACUCUUGCAACCAAUGGGAAGCCGCGCCUCUCUUAAGAUGAAUGGGCUUUUGGAACAGAUUUCAUUUGAGAACUGAAGUAUCGCUGUAUUUGGUUUUAUACUAGUCAAAAGUGUUAUUUUGGCAGACUGAUGUAAGCAUGCUUGGGGAUAGGUUCAACUGAGUUCACUGGCUUGUUUCCUGGUAAAGCUUGUUUACUCACCUUGGAAGUAUGUUGAUUGAUUCAGUGGGAUUAUCAAAGUAAUAUACUUAGGGUUGUGCAGUUGGUUUUUUAAUUGGAAGCCACUGUUUUGCUAAUAAUAAUAAUAAAUUUAUUACAGUGGUGCCUCGCAAGACGAAAUUAAUCCGUUCUGUGAGUAUCUUCGUCUAACGGUUUUUUCGUCUUGCGAAGCAACCCUAUUAGCGGAUUAGCGCUAUUAGCGGUUUAGCGGCUAUUAAAGGCUUAGCGGCUUAGCUGCUAAAAGGCUAUUAAAGGCUUAGCGGCUUAGAAAAAGGGGGGGGGAGCGGAAAAAAAUCUCAAGACUCGCAAGACAUUUUCGUCUUGCGAAGCAAGCCCACAGGGAAAUUCGUCCUGCGAAGCGCAUUGAAAAACGGAAAACCCUUUCGUCUAGCGGGUUUUCUGUCUUGCGAGGCAUUCGUCUUGCGGGGCACCACUGUAUUUGUACACCACCCAUCAGACAUAGGUAGGACUAUGUCUCUGUGGCUGUAAACCUUCUGUAAAUGAUAUAAUCUGGACCAUACUCCAGACUGCGUUAAGAUCUGCUCACUCCAUUGUUUCUGUUAGUGUGAAGAGAUGACAUUGUAUAUGGAAGUAGCCAAAAGCCAUUUUGGACCCUUUUUCUUUUGUGCGAUGUUGAAGGAUUAUUGCCAACCUUGUAGCUAUGUAGAUACUGCAAUAGCUGAGUGAUAGCUCAAAUAUUUUGUAAGUUUCAGCUCACAUGUUUGGCCCCCAGUAUCCCUGGUUACAAAAUAUUGAGAAACACACCUGUGUAUGAGAUCUACCUUUCCCACUAGUAAUCUUUCCAGUAGUAAAUCUGAUGUAAAAGAGCUGAAUUUGCCCCUUGAUAAAGUCUAGGUUGAUAAGAAGCAAGUUACACCAACCGAUAUACUUCAGAAGGCCUACUUUUGUGAGAGAGAUCGCCAAGCACUUAGCUUGGUGUAACUCCAUUGAUGUAAAUGAAUUGCAUCAGUUCAUGGUCAGUGAGCUAUCCCCUUUGUGUAUUAAUACACUAACAAUAGAACCAUUCGUUGUUCCUCUCUCGUUAGGGUUAUCCUAGGGGAAGGAUCUGUUCUUUGGUCUGUAAAGUAUCAGGCUUAUGUGUUUGGUAUAUAUAGAUAGCAUUUAAAGGGCUGUUUUCACUGUGGGUAGAACGACCCCUUAGAACUUAGUAUCAUUGUGGUAGAAAAGCAGAGUGUGUUGCUGGUGGUGUGGAGAUUUGGAGACAAACUUUUUAUUUUUGUCAAUAGGGAAAUUAAGAGAUUAUAGUUGGGUGGCAUUCUGAACUUGUUUUCCCCAACCUCUCAUUCACUGGAUCUCUGCUUCCUCCAAGUUAUAGGGUUGGUUCUUUGCUCCUGCUUACUUUUUGUAAUCCUUUCAGAAAUGUGAAGGCUUUUUGCAACCUGAGUUCCGUACCUUCGCCGUGGAUCCACAGAUCACCUCACUGGAUGUAUUGCAGCACAUCCUCAUCAGGGCAUUUGACCUAAAUGGGUGAGUCUGGGAAGAGGAUAGAAAAUAUGGAACUGGGUAGUCCCGACUUUUAGCUCCCUUGCUACUUUCCCACUAAAUGAAAAUGGGGUCAGUGAAGGUGGAGCUGAGAGAUGGAGCUUCUGUUUUCGUAUCUAGGAGGGGAAUGAGGUUUGAAGGGACAUGAGUAAAAGUGACAUGAGAACAGGAAGUCUUGCAUUCCUUUCCCGGUUCUGACAUCAAAUCUUCUGAAAGCUACGGAUUUGAUCCCAUGUUCAAAGGAGAGCCUCUCAUACCAAGGGAUCUCCUCAUAAGUAAGGAGAGGGAGAGUGGUUAAACUUUGGAUCACCAGUCUUCUGUCAUUUCAAAUAAACAUGAACAAUCUUUACCUUCAUUAGUAUUAACAGUUUCUGUUUUCAGUAGUGACUGAAAUUUACAGUAAAAUCAUAAUUAAAAAAGCACAUGGUAAUAUCCAACAAAUCAUUUUGCUACCAUCCUCUUUGCUUGUGAGAACUAAACAAUUACCUCAUGCAGAGAGUGAGAUAGGUUCCCUUGCAGAAAACCCCCAGAUGUUAGCACAACAAGGUGCUAAGUCUGGAUGGGAUUUAGCUGUUACGUCCUGAGUAAGCCAGACCUGAUUUCAUCACAGCCUGGACAGCCUGUCUGCUACACAGACAGUAGGAAACUUUGUCCUGAGAGCCACUUUACAUGUAAUAGAUCUUGUUUUGGUGUGGGACGCAGCAUGCAUGCUUCUUGUACAGUUGUGAAUGAUGAAGGCACAUAUAUUUGCUCCACUGCAUGUAUGUACCAUGUCUACCAGCAGUGAAUUAAACGUAUUCAGCAACUGUGACUGCGUAUUGUUGUUUUUUAAACAACAUCAUAAGAACAGCCAUGUAGGUUCCAUUAAACAAAAGAGGUGUCCUGUUUUAAAUGCGGGGAAAGAAUAUGAACAUGUCUGUCUUUACUCACCUUAGGAAGAAGAAUUUUGCCAUCAGCUAUCUGGGCCGAGAUAAGCAAGGCCAAGAAUCAUAUUUGCCAUUGAUGUCAGAUUGGGAUCUGGGCAUGGCCUUUGCUGGAGCCUCCAAGCCUUACUUGCAGCUCAAGAUAGACAUCAAGCCCUCAGAGGAUAGUAAGUAACACACACACACACUGAACAAGAGAGCUGGGAGUCCUGGUUCCAGUCCUUGCACCCCUUGGUCCCAUCUCAAGUCCCCACUUGGCUCCUUAUGCUAUGGACAUGUCCAAGGAAUUCAGUUCUUUUGUCUUCUCUGCUAGUGUUGUUUACUCUUGUAGAAAUGUUACCUGAUUGCUGCUGUAAAGAAAGGAAUGAUUUGAAUCACUUGAUGUUGAUUUAGGUACAAAAUGAAGCAUCAGAUUUACUGGAGACUCUAAGGGAAAAAAAUCUUAGGGCUGAAGAGGGGGGAUUGACUAUGCCCCCCCAUACCUUUCCAACUCUGGCUUACUGUAUAUUGCUCAGUUUUACUUUAGAACUCCCUGUUGCCUUUUUAUAGAGUGCAGUUUGAUCACUCCCGUUUAUGGGUGGCAUGCAAAGCAGCCCAAACCUUUUUUCAGACUUUGUGGAUUCUGUGUUUGCAACACUCGAGUUUGGUACUGACUGUAGAAUCCAGUCCCCUGUAACCCAUCCUUCUUUCAAAGCAAAUUUCUAGGGCUUUUUGAUACAUAUUAUUGUUUUCAAGCAUGUGAUUAUGCUUUAUUAUUAUCCAGCAGAAGAAUUGACCCUUCGCGGCAGAAGCAGAAUUAUGUAAAAUAAGCAAGAAUGUGUAAAUGUUAAUACUUUGUUUUCAUCAUUUAUACAGAUCAUGGAACUCUACUUUGCUUUAUGCUCUUUUUUCUUUUUAAAGUGAGGUAUGCACAGCAUGAUUAUUUUGUUUGUGUCCUUUCUGUAGCACUUCUCAACAUGCAGUGAGAUUUGUGAAAUUAUGCUGGGUGGUGGUGAGGGAAUGGCAGAUACUGGGCUUGGGGAGUUGGCUCAUGUCAUUGCCAUAUUCGCUUAGGCCCCCUGCUAGAAGACUGGGACAUCAUCAGCCCCAAGGAUGUGAUCAGUACCGACCUGCUGCUGGUGGAGAAGCGGUCUCUGGCAGCAGCCGCCCUGCCCUUCACUCAGUCCAUCAUCUCCCAGGUAAGCCGUAAGAGGAUGAUUCUUUUGACUUAGACUUCACGAUGUGAUGUUCCACAAACAAAUAUCCAGGAGGUACUUCUUAACUCCUUGGAUGGAAAGAGGCAGAGGAGAGAAAGCAGUUCUAACUUCCAUUAUCUUCCAGCCUAGCUGGAACCACAAAAGAUCCAGUUUGUCUCCAUACCAGCUUUUUUGGCUCAGAAGAUUAACUCCCUCUCCUAAGCUACAGAGGUGACCCUAAAGCCAAGAUGUAAAUACGUACAUAUAUACAGUGUCUGAGGCAGGUUGCCCGUUCUCUUACCUUUGUGUUUUAAGUUACUGAGCUCAUGUUGUAGCACUUACAAGUUCUUUCUUUUGAGCAUGGUUGUGUACAGGUUACCUUCUGACCUCAGCUUUACUUUUGUCAACUGGCAGGUGGGCAGGACACUGUCUAAGGUCCAACAAGCACUCAGCUGGUCCUAUGGCGAGGACGUCAAACCUUUCAAGCCCCCGCUGAGCGACUCCGAGUUCCACACGUACCUGAACCAUGAAGGACAGUUGACAAGACCUGCAGAGCUGCGUCUCCGAAUUUUCCACGGUGGAGUUGAGCCCUCUCUACGCAAGGUGGGGAUGGGGAUUCUGGAGGUCAGUUUUCUGCCUCGAGAGACAGGCAUGUGGUUAAGGGGGCCAGAGCAAGGCUUCUUUCCCUUUGCUCCCACUCUGAGGCCAUUAGUCUUGACCUUGGCAUGGGUGCGUGUCCGCUGCUUUGAGGGCGGGUGUCUUCCUGUAACUGAUCCUUCAGCUUGUUGCCAUUGAUGGGAAAAGCUGUUCCGGUGUUGAGUCAUCCUCCAUGUUUCCCACAGGUGGUUUGGCGAUACUUGCUAAAUGUCUAUCCUGAUGGUUUGACGGGUCAGGAGCGCAUGGAUUACAUGAAGCGGAAGACUCGGGAGUACGAGCAGCUGAAGGGGGAGUGGGAAGCUCGCGCCAGCUCCGAGGACCUGGACUUCAUUCGCAGCAACGUGCUGAAGGACGUUCUGCGAACAGAUCGCACCCAUCCCUACUACGCAGGCUCAGAUGACAACCCCCACCUGACAGCCCUGCACGACCUCUUGACCACCUAUGCCGUCACCCACCCACAAAUCUCCUAUUGCCAGGGCAUGAGUGACAUCGCCUCCCCCAUUCUGGCUGUCAUGGACAACGAAGCUCACGCCUUCAUCUGCUUCUGUGGCAUCAUGAAACGCCUGGAGGGCAAUUUCCAGGUGGAUGGUGAAGUCAUGUCGGUGAAGUUCUCCCACCUCAAGCUUCUCCUCCGCCAUUCAGACCCAGAGUUCUACUCCUACCUCCUCUCCCGGGGCGCCGAUGACCUCUUCUUCUGCUAUCGCUGGCUGCUGCUGGAACUCAAGCGUGAGUUUGCCUUUGAGGAUGCCUUGCGCAUGCUGGAGGUCACCUGGAGCUCCUUUCCUCCUGACCCUCCUGAGAAGGAAGUGGAGUUGGUGGGCCCGCCGGCCAGGCCCGGAGACAGCAGCCAGCCUGUUCGAAGGAGACACAUGUUGCGUCCAGCUUGCAGUUUUGAGGCAGCUGGGGACCAGCCCUGCCAAGGGGCAGUUUCUGAUGAAAAGACACUAGUGAAACAGUCUAGCUUUGGGGAGUUCAAGUAUUACAGCACUCAUAAUGAGGACAGUUCAGAGGAUGACCCAUCGCCCAGAUUUCAGCGCUCAGUAGAAGAGGACGAGGACCGUAGCAAUGAGCAGGAUCCAUUGAUCCAGACAACUAACGUGGCCAAGUCCUUUUCUGCUCCAUCCCUUCGGGCCUUGACUCCACCCUCUCGAGACUCAGCCUCCUCCUCAACCAACGGCAAUGAGGAAAGCCAGUCAGAUGAGGAGAAGGGGGACUCCGUGGUUCACACCCCUUCCUCUCCCUCCCGUGGAACUGCUGCUCCUUCUCCUGUUGCUGCAGUCAGCCUGCCACCCCCGCAGGAGUUUGGCAGAGGCAACCCCUUUGUGCUCUUCCUGUGCCUCGCCAUCCUCCUGGAGCACCGAGACCAUAUCAUCAAGAACAACAUGGACUACAAUGAGCUGGCCAUGCAUUUUGACCGCUUGGUCCGUCGUCACAACCUGAACAAGAUCCUUCAUCGCGCCAAGGCCCUCUUUGCCAACUACCUGCAGUCAGAAGUCUGGGACUCUGAAGAGGGUGAUGAGGCAGCGGCUGAAUCUCCUGCUGCGUUGUGACCCCACACCCCACCCCUUUUCUUCUCUUGACAUGUGGGGACUGGUUCCCUGCUGCCAUUAUGGUGCAAGCACUGAUGUGGAAGGGUGAACAAUGAGUAAUCCGGCUUGGUCUCAGCUCUACAGUAAUCUUCAUGGGAGGUGGCCUGGAGCGGCUAAGUUGGAUUGUCCCACUCAAUACACCUUCUGUGUCAAAUGUACUCUGUUUUUAUCUAUCUCUUUGUGCAAAUAUCUUGGCAGAGAUGUUCCAUCUAUCUCCUGUGCCUCCUACCCUUCCAAGUGCUAAUUAUCUUCCUAGGAAGAUCUACCCUGGAGCAGCCAGGUUUUACACUCUGUUAGCCCCUUUCCCUCCUCCCAGUCAAUACUUGACAUGCAUUUCCCCUUCUUAUCUACCCACUUACUAAUGUCCUCCUUAGAAUGUUGGUCACUAAGCAAUCAAGAUUGAUUUCUGACCCUUCUGUAACCUGGUCUCUUCCAUUCUGGGCAGGUUUGCCAAAGGCAUUUUUAAAUGCUGAAUCUUGAUGUGACCUUAAUUUCCCUGCACAUACGCCUCUCUGCAAAAACUUGCCUUUUAUGCUGAGUUAUUCAAAUGUUUUUGCCCAUUUGGGUUUUUUAAAAGCACUUUAUUUUCUCUAUAAUUUUGUUCAUUCCUCUAGUAUUGCCUUUCUGUUUUAGCUUGAAAGCGCUUUUAAAGAACUGAACUUGCAGCCUUGGAAAAAAUAUGCUUGGUGUGUUUAAAAGUGGACUUGUAACACCCCAUUGCCCUUACUGGCCAAUUUUUAAUCCGAACAGGUUGUCCUUUUUUAAAUUGGGCCAUCUCAGUGGUCUUUUGUGAAUUAAAUACUCAUGGGGAGUCAAGAGUCUAGUAAAAGAGUGGAUUGGGAGAGUUGAAUGGAGUCUUGAUGCCACAGUGCCCUUAUAGAUCUUGCUCUUGGGUAAGUAAUACCUUGUGUCUGGCUCGCACACUUUCUCUUAACUAGCGUUCUCCUCAGCUGAUGUAUCAUCCAAGAUUUGCUUGCUGUAAAAACAGCCAUUGCCUGGUCAGGUGGGUUUUGUUUCCAGUCUCUUUAACUGGCUUUCUUAUUUAAACGCAGGUUGCCAAAUUCUUAACAAUUGUUUCUCUAUGCAUCUUUAGCUUGCAGGGCAGGAUUGCGCUGGAACAUGUAGCAACAGAUUCUGUAUCAUUAGACAGAGAGAACUCAAGCUGCUUCUAAUCUUAAUGCAUUAAUCUGAAGUCAAAUAGUAGCAAAUGGUAGUAGUGUUUGCCUCUUGAUAGAGAAAAAGUGUUUUGAUUCUUGAAUCUCCAUUCUUGCUGUUUCUAGGUUAAACUGGAAACCAAAUCACUUGUGACCCUGUCUUAAAACUGUUUGAUUAUUGAGGGUUGAUACCUGAAUAGGCUGUGCUGCUACCUUUCUGCCUUGGAACAGACUGGGUGGGAGAUGCCGUAGAUGGUACAAAAAGUAGACUGUGCUGAAUACUGUUCAGUCAGUAGCAUCACUUCUUUUCCGGCCAAAAGGUACAUUGUUGUUGGCUCACUCUGCUUCAGAUGAGCAAAAUGGGCUCAACCGUGUCCCUAAAGGCCAUUGGAAACAUUCAUUUGUUUUAACUCCAGUGUUAGGGUUCAGUUUCCAUUUUAGAUGUGCAAUUCCUAGAUUCAGUGGCAAAUUAUUUUGAGACUCCCCCCCUCCCCCCUCUCUCUUAAUGUUGGGGGUGCCACAGUGUGCCCUGUUCUGCCCCCCCAUUCCUCCAUGUGUUCAUUUGCUUGCCUUAAUUCACAGCUAGCUGUGGCUUAAAUCCCCAGGGUGGGUUUCAACUAACUAGUUCUGUGGAAACCUGCGUAAGGACAUCUGCCUGCACAACAGGGCUUCCCAUUCCCUCCUCCACACCCCCUUAAAUUUGCUCUGAGGGGGUCAGGAGAAUCCCCAGAACAGCAUGCAGGAGGGUAGAAGAGAAGGGUCAUUCUGUCCGACAAACUGAAUGAUUGCCAUAACACUACAUGAAAUUCCUUCUCCAAGAUUUUUGGCUUAGAAAAAGGAUAUACUGGAAGGUGGGAAUGAGGUGAAGUGUCCCAGGCCAUCACAUCUUUUCUAGCCAGAGCAGCCUUUGCACUAACAUGGGCUUUUAAAUCUCUGCAGGCCAAGAGCAGAAAUCGGCAGGGGCCACAAAGGAGGCUUGCCAUCAGCAGUGAGGUCUUAAGCAGCUUCCUUUCUUGAUUGGUUGGAGUUAGGUGGAUUUUAACAACCUGAGAACCAUCAAAGUCAAUAAGAGAGAAUGAAAGCAGGGCUAAUUAAAAGGGACUUCGGAUAACUUAGUGUCACAGAGGCAUCUGUACUUCAUUUGGGGGGUGGGAUGCAGAACUGCAAGUCCUAUCUAUCUAUAUUUUUUAAAAGGCAUGAGCUCAUUCUUUUAAUGAAAUGCCCACUAGAAGGAGCUGUAGCUUAGUUUAAAACAAUGAAGCUACAUUGGAGGAGGUCUGUACAGCUCUCUACACCCUUUCACCAACUCCUUCCAUAUUGACACUGAUGGCAGAAGGCAGCAGAGGUGAAGAACAAUUAAUCAGAAGGCAUAAGUCCUUUUGAGAACAGAGGUCAAGGAAAGGUAGAAUAACCUGUUUUGGAGCUACAUCCAUUACAUAGGUCCCAUAUUGUCGUAUUUUUUAAAAGAAGUUGAUUCUGGAUGAAUGCAGAGUGUCUAGCUUGGCUUGCAAAAGGUGGUUCAUAGACACAUACCCCAAUAUGGUGGCUUGCUUCCUACAGGAUGCUGUUGGAGUCACUGUGUCUGAACCAGGUCUCCUUGGUUAUUUAACUUCCAGGAUGUCCCUACAUUAUAAUCAAGAGACAUAAUUCCCCUAUACACUGAGGACAGGAUGCACAUCAGCUCCCAACCUUUUGGCCACACUCAGAAAACUUCCUUUCAGGAUUGCAGUCCUCAAAGUCUGGUGGUUUUAGGAUGAUUGUCUUCCUCUGCCUGCCUCACUCCCCCCCCCCCCCCAAAUACUGCACCAUGAGGAACUGAAUCAACUGUCUGAAUAAUAUAAUGGCUUUAACUGACAUUGGAAACGUGAUUGGUUUAUUAACAGGGGGGUUGUUGGGGAAAGAGGAGUUGCUUAAUUAGCAUUACUUGUAGCUUUAAGGUGUGCCUAGAUAUUAUUUGCUUUGGGAAUUGGGAGAUGACCCCUUGCCACACUUGUCUGAGCCCCUGUUCCUCCUCGCUCUUCUCUCCCUCCUCCCCUACUUCUGCCAUCACCACGCCCCCCCUCCUGUUCCCUCUGUGUGCCUCUAGCAAAGGAAUCUUGCCAUGAGGCAGCUGCCCCAUGGAAUAAAGACCUGACCCAUGGGUUGUAGUCCACUGGGAAGCUUUCCUAACUAAAAUAACCAGGAUCUCUUUUUUGUGUGCAGCUCCUGUUAGCAUCCAUGAAGUCUGCAUAUGAGAAGUUCCUGGUGGAUGUUCAUUAAUAAAGGGUAGUGAUAAUAUACAGCAUGUAUGGCUGUAUCUCUGCUUCUGAGAUUCCACUAGGGGGCAGUCUUGCUUAUCACAGGGUGCGGUGCAUUACUAAGCUCCAUCUCUAACUCCCCUAGUUUCUGCUUUCAUUGCCAUUUCCUGGCAUUGGAAGCCAAGCAGAAGUUUCACAGGCUGUGACAUAAACUCCAUUUUCCGUUAUUCCACCUUUGGAGCCUUCUUGCUGCACUUGGUGCUGAUGGUCAGAUUCCAUUGGAACAAGACUUCUACCUUAUCCAAACUUGUUGCUCUGUGUUAUAUUUAUAAGUGUGUGCUUUUACUCUGCCUUCGUAUUAGUUGUGUGCUGCUUAUUUCUUUUGCAAGUUUUUUGGCGGGGGUUAUUUAGUUUUGGGCUGGCAUGUGUGCACAAACGCAAAGGUGUUGAGGGAGGGCUGUCUGGCUUUGAGGACUGUUUGUGCCAGAAUCCCACUGCACAUGUUUGGCCUGGUUUUUAUUUUUUGUGGGAUCAUUUAUAUAGGCUUCCCACCAGCCCUGAACAAAGUUAUUCAAAGAGCUAAAGCCGAAGAAACACCUUGUUCAAAAUUAUUUGAGUGAAAAUUCAAGAUAUAAGGGUGUCCAAUAAUGUUCAUAGGCAGAAGAUUUGGGAUUACAAGAGAUGGGGUAUUGAAUUGGACUUCUGUGUGACUUUCAUGAGAAAAAAUCUCAGUGGAUUGUGUUCCCCUUUCAACAAAUAGGAGGUAGAGUGCCAUUUUGAUUUUCUCCCAGCAACACCAAAAUGUUUUGUUUAUCCUGUAUAUUUUCAAAGCUUAAAUUGGAAGCUUAAAUUGGAAGCUUAAAUUUGUGUUCACCUGCUGAGAGAAUGGAAGCAUACAAGUUGCUUUCUUGUUAACCCAGCCUCUCUUUUGUAGAUCUUGAAGCCUUUAACAAUGUCCAGCCUACAUUCAGAGUCCAGCCUAUGUUUAUGCCUCUGGGACAAGUUUGCUUCAUUCUUCUUCAUAGCUUUGCUGACUCCAAAUGGGGUCCAGUGGGGUCAGGGAGUCACCUCCAGCCAACCCAAUUUACAAAUGAACUGAAAAGGAACAGCAAGUAGAUUGGGUGGCAAGAAGCGAGGCCGUCGCCUUUGGAGUUCAAUCUCUCCCCCAUCCCAUAAUCUCCCUCCCUCUCAUGAAAUGUGGCAUUCAUAGUGCUAUGUGCUUGAACGGGUCCGUCUUAUUUAAAACAUUUCUGUCUCAUAUAUGUAUGCAACUUCUUUCCACUUUUGAUCCCCUGUGUAAUCAUUCAACUCAAAUGGCCCUUUUUCUUCGAGGCCUCAGGCACUUUUGUCUCUCCUUGUUUUAAAGCUGAUGUGAUAAAGGAAUGAAAAUCUAAAUAAAGCAGUGCUGCUUGCUGAUUUCAUUCAGAGCUGCUUUGGUGUGCCUGGUCUGCCCAGACAGAAAUAAUGGUGUUGGAAAGAAACCAGCAGGUUUCCAGCCCUAGAGGCUCACAGGCAGAGAUGUGAUGAGACGAAGGAGUGAACAGUUGGUAGACAACAUAUUAUAAGUUGAUACACACUAAAACAGCACAGAUAGAAAAUGUGGACCUGUGUUAAAAGUCAAAAUGGGGAAAUUCUUUUUUAAAAUAAAAAUCUGUACCAAGAAAAGCUGAAUCUGUUUACAUGGAAUAAACUUCUUCCAAGUAAUUUAUAUAAUUGCACUUUAGGUUACUUGUUGGAUUUCUUCCUGUCGUGCAGUUGUUUAAAAGUACCAGAGCCAGCUUUUCCUUCCAACAGGGUGAAGUGACCUGCCUGAAGUGGUACAGAAAGUGGAAAGAAUCUAUCUGUCGGAUGGAUGGAUGGAUGAAGGCAGGAACUGGUGUCUGAAUGGUGCAACCAGACUUUAAAAUAUUGGCCAUGGUGUGUUGGAGGGCACCUUUCGACCGCCUGCUUCAGGCAGCAGAACUGCCAUAGGCAACACUGAAGCUGCAGAUCUUUCGGCAGUGACAAACAUGGCAACCCUAUCCAGGAAGGAUUCAAUAUUUGAUGUAUAUCCAUACAAGCUUGGUAACUGGAGAAUUGAGCUGCCAGCAGCGAAACUAUAUUUUGUAGAUGGCAAAUACUUUGCUAGAUUCUGUGGGUUGCGGGAGAAUAAUUUGACUGUGGUUGAUACUGGACUGGAUUGCAACCAUAAGGAACAAAAGGCCAGUGUUGUUAUACUUGCAUAGAAUCUAUCAUAGUUAACUGAACACCUACAGUUUAUUGGUGAAUUUGCUUAGGGAAACAAUAGUACUCCGUGUAUUACUAGGCAAAACCUGCUUAGAGUGCCAACUGCAAAGAGAGUAAGCAUGGAAGGGUAGCUAAAUAGAGAUUGCUGUGGGGAUGAGAAGUGUUAGGCACUGGGAAACACAGGCUAUGUAUCUGCAAAAGACAUGGGCUUUACUUGGAACAGUGGAACAAGGACGCUUAACAUCAAAAAGGUCAUUGUGCAGUUCUUAAAUGAACUUCUGGUGGUAAGCCACCAAGAACUGUGUCGAAUCUGAUUCAGGAUGACUUCAUUCCAUAACCGUGAUGGUGCAAAUCAAGGGUGGGGAGCAUGUAACCCAGGAGUGGCCAGUGUGGUACCCUCCUGGUGUUGAACUACAAUGCCCAUCCUUCCUGGCCAUCUUGUCUGGUGCUCUUGGGAGUUGGAGUGUUAACAAUAACUGAAAGGAGCACAGGUUUCCUACCCUUGGUGUAAAUGCUUCUAGUUCUCAGAAUGGGAUUAGGAUAGAACUUGGCAACACUAAGGAGUGCCUUGUGUGCUUAUAUGCCAACACGAUGUAGUGCAUAUAAUGCAUAGCUAGAAUAUUGCCUCAAAUCUUGAGUCAUUCCCAGGUCACACUCUUUCUCUAUGGAGCUGUGAUUCCAAAACGUGUCACGUCUAAACGCCAACCCAUCAUUUACAGAGCGGAAAAAAAGUGCAAGCAAGAGCCCAUAUCUUGUCAUAGCUACAUCUUUGAUUUACUUAUGGGAAGAGUAAACGGGACAGUUGGUUAGAGCGUGGUGCUGAUAAUGCCAAGGUUAGACGUUCAAUCUUCGUAUAGGACAGCUACAUCUUUCCGUAUUGCAGGGGGUUGGGGUAGAUGAGCUCUAGGGUCCCUUCCCUUGAGUUCAGAAGAUUGUGCUUCUAGGGGACCUUGGCUCACUUUGCCUGGGCCACAGCUGUUUGAUGGAAGCAAAUUUUCCAAUACGAUCAAACCUCAGUUCUCGAACGGCUCCGUUUUCGAAUGUUUUGGCUCCUGAACGCCCAAAAACUGGAAGUAAAUGCUCCAGUUUUUGAAUGUUUUUUGGAACCCAAACAUCUGACGCGGCUUCUGCUUGAGUGCAAGAAGCUCUUGCAACCAAUUAAAAGCCACGCCUCAGUUGUCAAACGUUUUGGAAGUCGAACAGUCUUCCGGAAUGGAUUAUGUUCAACAAGCAAGGUUUGACUGUAGUUACUUCCAUGCUGACUGCAAGAUACGAGCCAGUUGGCCUGAAGGUAGGCAUUAUGUAAAAUUGUGAGGAUAAGACAGGCUGCAAGUCCCAGAGUUGCUGCCAUCAUGGUGAUACUGGCUCCUCUGACAGUGGUCCUAAUGAAGUCUGGACACCCAAUUUCCAGCUCCAGCAUUUGUCCCAAUUCACUAACCUCUCUAGGUUAGACUACAACGCGUUAUAUGUGGGAUUGCCUCGGAAGACAGUUCAGAAAGUUCAGCUGGUGCAGAAUUUGGCAGCCAGGUUGCUCACUGGAGUAAGAUGGUUUGAGCAUAUUACACCGAUCCUGGCACAACUGCACUGGCUGCCAAGUAAUUUCUGGGCCCAAUUCAAAGUGCUGGUUUUGACUUCUAAAGCCCUGAACUGUUCUGGACCACAAUAUCUCAAGGACCACCUCUUCCCCACAUAAACAGUUCAUCAUCUGAGACCCUUCUUUGUGUGCCUAUUCCAUGAGAGAUCAGGAGGGUGGCAACAUGAGAACAGGCCUUUUCUGCAGUGGCUCCCCAUUUAUGGAAUGUCCUCCCCAGGGAGGUUCGGCCGGUGCCUUCAUUAUACAUCUUUAGGCACCAGGCAGAAACGGUUCUCUUUUACCAGGCCUUUGGCUAAUUAAACAAUCCAUGGCUUUUAAACGUGGGCUGGGGUGAUAGUUUUUGUUUCUUACUAUGCUACGUAUUUUUGUGUUUUUAUAUUGUAAAACUGCCCUGUGAUCCUUGGAUGAAAGGCAGUAUAG